Molecule: messenger RNA, 1443 nt
Organism: Nanorana parkeri
Lineage: Eukaryota; Metazoa; Chordata; Amphibia; Anura; Dicroglossidae
Product: 5-hydroxytryptamine receptor 3A-like
Exons: 9
Coding region: 1-1443 (480 amino acids)
Biological process (GO): monoatomic ion transmembrane transport; signal transduction; chemical synaptic transmission
Cellular component (GO): synapse; neuron projection; membrane
Molecular function (GO): transmembrane signaling receptor activity; neurotransmitter receptor activity; extracellular ligand-gated monoatomic ion channel activity
Source: RefSeq, a predicted model, not a curated record
AUGACAGCUACGGGACUGGAAGUGAUGCAAUCCGCAGUGGAACGGGAGGAGAACACGAAUGGACUAUCGCUGCUCUCCUCCCCAGCUUACCACCGACAUCCAGUAAUCGCUUAUAUGACAUAUGUCGGUAACGUCAAUGGUGACAGUAACUGCAGUUUUUAUAACCUGGAGAAGUCUCUAAACCUGUCAAGUUUACCUUCUGAUGAACGUCCAGUUAGCAACUGGAAAGAUGUCUGUAACGUGUCUCUGGAUUUCAUCUUGUAUACUAUUAUACGUCUGGAUAUGAAUCAACAGGCUAUUACUACAUACAUCUGGUUCCAGAUGACUUGGCAGCAUAAGCUUAUGUCGUGGGACUCUGAGAGGUUUUGUGGAAUUAAUAGCCUUUUCAUUCCCAGCAGUAGUAUCGUUUGGAAGCCUGAUCUAUAUGUUUAUGAAAUGACUGAAAGUGAUCAAAAACCUUCAGUGAUUUCAUAUUUCAACAUGAAAAAUGAUGGAGCCAUCAGCAACUCAUUUCCUUUAAGAGUCGUCAGUACCUGCAAACUGUAUUUAUAUAAGUUCCCAUUUGACACUCAAACCUGUACGAUGACCUUUAGAUCAUAUCUUUAUACAGUUAAAGAACUCGUUAUGCUGGCCAAGUCUGAUUCAUACAGAGUCUUAAAAAAUUCACAGGAAGUGUUUUCUAGUAAAGGAGAGUGGAGCCUUUUAAAUAUCACGGUACAGAAUGAAACCUAUGGCUUCCUGGAUAACGCAUACAGCGUAGUAAUUUAUAAGAUUACAAUAAAAAGAGCCCCUGCCAUCUACAUAAUCAACCUCAUCAUCCCAGCCUGCUUCCUGGUUAUCUUAGACAUCCACAGUAUGUUCAUUCAGUCAUAUAAGUCAAGACUUACCUUCAAAAUCAAUGUCAUUCUGGGGUUCUCUGUGCUCCUGCUGAUCCUGAACAAUAUGUUACCCCCUUCUGAUAGCCUACCUAUGUUAGGUAUUUUCUGCUGUGUUUGCAUAGCAAUGAUGGUUCUUAGUAUAAUUGGAACUAUUCUUUCUUUUUACUUGCUGGAGCACUCUGCUACCCCUCAACAUGUUUCACCAUGGCUGAAAACACUUGUUUUAAAGUACAUGGCACGAGCACUGUGUUUUAAGAAAGAAUUUUAUUCAGAAAAGUUGACCAAGAGUGGAACUCUGGAUAAAGAGACACAGACAAAGGACAGUGGUGAAGUACAACGGAAGAAGGAUUUACAGGAAAAGGACAGCCUAGAGGUAAAGCUGUUGAAGAGAAUGCUGAUAGAAAUCCUUAGGAUCCAAGAGAGGUUUACUCUCGCUAAGAGCGAAGAAGAUGCCAAGUCAGAAUGGUUCAAAGUUGCCAAAGUCAUUGACAGGAUGGUUCUCAUUUUGUACCUUCUUGCUGUGAUGACAGUGCUUAUCAUUCUUAUCUAUGCUUGGGCAAAGUGA